AUGUUUUCACCUAUCGUUAAGGGUAACAACUUUGAACCAGAAUUUUUGAGAAUCCUCCGUCACGUGGGCCUGGUGCCAUAUCAUAUAAGUCUUGCACCUGGUGACGGUGAGGGCAUAAACGAACGUCCAGGAAGGAUUCCGGUCAUAAUUAUCAAGAAUUACGAAGAAUUAACCGGUAGGUAUUUAAAUGUGGGUAUAAUGCUUCGAUGA
Molecule: messenger RNA, 210 nt
Organism: Acaulospora morrowiae
Lineage: Eukaryota; Fungi; Glomeromycota; Glomeromycetes; Diversisporales; Acaulosporaceae
Source: the annotation of a GenBank genome assembly